UAAUAGGCAGAUCCAAAGUGUGUAUUUGUCUAUAUAUCUACUUAUAUUUAUUAAAACCAUUAAAAGCGUGACUUGCUGUUAAGCUGGCAGCUAGUUGUUGUCUUGUUGAUACACACCCACAUAUACGGCCAAUUGAUAAUUAAUAAUUGUUUGAUUGAUCAUCUUCAUCGUACCUCAUCGGAGACUGGAGAAGCUGGGCUUCUUAAUACCUGCGGCGAUUUUCCAAAUUCCGCGAAGAUCAAAGGUUCUCUUGUCGGGAAAUUGAAUAUAAAUUGGGAUGAGAAGAAGGACUCUUUGCGGAGGAAACGCUUUUACUUCGACAAAGCCCGUGCCUUUUACUGGGAGCGAGGUUCCUUACCUCGUAAGCCAGAAUGAAGACAAUGUAGCUGUGCAUAAAGCGUCAAUUGAGACUAAUCAUGAUAUGGCAAAUGUCAGAGAGGGUGUUUCAAAAGGAAAUUUAAAUAAUGACAUGGAUGAGGGUUCCAACAGAAGUUCUCAUGACUAUUUAGAUGAUGACGAUAUGCGUUGGAAUUUUUUGGGCAGAGAAAGCUGUUUCAGUUGUAAUGAAGUUGGAGAAGUGUUAGUUUGCGCUGAGAGAGAUUGCCCUAUUAGUCUCCAUGCGAAAUGUUUAUGCACUGAACCUAAAUUUGAUGAUAAGGGGAACUUCUACUGUCCCUAUUGCUGGUACAAACGAGCAUGGGCAGAGGCUCAGGAAUCCAGGAAAAAGGCCUUUUUAGCAAAGAAAGAUUUGUCUAAAUUCUUUACUCAAAAUGGACUCACGAGUGACAAACUGGCAGAGAAUGAUGUGGAAGUUAAGACAAGGGGGCCCAAAGAUGUCUCUGUUAUGGGAAAUGGGAGUGGUUUGGAUUAUCAUGGUAGGCCAGGCAAUAAGAGUGUUCCCAGUCAUCCUUUGAAGACUUUGCAAGAUCUUAAAAAACAAGGGGAAAGAUUGAUGGCUGGUACUGAUCAAGAUGGGAUAGUAGUUGAACAUACAGCCAAUGCAAAUGGUCCGGAAGCUAAUAUUUAUGUUUCUAAACGUUAUACAGAAGAAAACGCACCUGUACAUACAAAUCUGGAUCAUAAAUCUAGUAACAGGGAGGAAUUUGAUAUUCUCAAUAAUAACAUUUCCAAAACACGUGAGACCAGAUUUGUUGAAGGACAAGAGGGAGUAAAACUUGAAGAUAUAAGAUAUAAUAAUGAAUAUGUUUAUGCAAUGUUUGAUGAGGAUGUAAAACCUUUGACUGCUUUCCGUUUUGGUGAACCCUCAGAUGGACACUUGCCUGAUUAUGCAUUCUCCAAAGGGAUGCAAGAAGGUAAUGAAGCAUAUGUAGAUAUGGGCAGGGUGAAAGAUAGAGAAAAGUUAGUCCAGAAUAAAUUAAAUCUUCCUGCAACCGAUUGUUCUGCUAGGGGAACUGGUGAUUCAGAUUUUGAGCCUCUGCCCAUGAAGGAGAGUCAUGUAAAACAAGGGGGGCAAAGGACAACAUAUACUCAGGGAGUUUCUUCUGUUAAAUCAUUGCCGUUGAAGAGUAGAACUGGGAGUAAAAAUGCUCGUUGCAAAAAUGAAGUUGUUGCCAAUUCUGAAACUUCAGGGCUACCUCAGAGGUCUUCUAUGCAGUGUUGCAGCCAGAAGCUGGCUUCAGAAACUGGAAAGCGCAAGAGAUUAAAAUGGACAGUUGAAGAAGAAAAUAUGCUGAGGUUGCACAAGGCUUUCUUGCCUUCGUUCACAGCAUCAACUUUGGUUCUCACACUGCAGGAAGGAGUGUUAAAGUUCUCGAUGGAACAGCAGAGUAUCCCUUGGAAGAAAAUUUUAGAAUUUGGUUGUCAUGUAUUCCAUAGCAAGCGUAACACUUCCGAUCUGAAAGAUAAAUGGAAACAUAUGAGGGUAUGAACGCCAAGGAAUGCAACUUGCUGUCUGUAGAUUUCAUAGAAUUUUUUUUUUCCUAGAUCAACUAAAUAGGCGAGUGUUUCUUUGUUAAUUUCUGGGUGACCCUCAUGUUUUGUCACUCUUGAAACUAUACAUAUGUAUAUAUUCCCCCCCCCUCCCGGAACUAGUGGCUUUAAGAUCCAAAGAACAAAAAACGGACCGAACUAGCCAAUGGUCCAGUUUGGUUUGGAUAUUGAACCCGAGGAAGUUGAAUCAGUGGUGAACUGGUUUGGAUGAUUAUGUUGUUAUUUGUCUUA
Neltuma alba is the source of this 2181-nucleotide messenger RNA. RefSeq lists its product as uncharacterized. The coding region runs from base 278 to 1888 and encodes 536 amino acids. The record is from RefSeq and is a predicted model, not a curated record. Lineage: Eukaryota; Viridiplantae; Streptophyta; Magnoliopsida; Fabales; Fabaceae. The transcript has 4 exons.